Aplysia californica (California sea hare) is the source of this 2014-nucleotide messenger RNA. Its product is annotated as guanine nucleotide exchange factor for Rab-3A. The coding region runs from base 90 to 1862 and encodes 590 amino acids. The record is from RefSeq and is a predicted model, not a curated record. The transcript has 12 exons. Gene Ontology annotation, biological process: exocytosis. NCBI's taxonomy places the organism in Eukaryota, Metazoa, Mollusca, Gastropoda, Aplysiida, Aplysiidae. Gene Ontology annotation, cellular component: Golgi to plasma membrane transport vesicle. Gene Ontology annotation, molecular function: guanyl-nucleotide exchange factor activity.
CACAGUGACAGACAUGGCGGAGGGAACAGAAGCUAUCAGCUGACGGAGAUAAAGUUGUGAGAGACACUUCAUGUGGUAAAGUCAAGAAAAUGUCGGAGAGUCGAGUUCCACCUAACAUUUUGUUGAAUCAACCUAGUGCAGAGGAAGACCCUGAAGCUGUGCCUCCUGGAUUUGCUAGUAAAGCGAACAUAGCGAGAAGUCACUCCGCCCCUCAGGCUGAGAACCAGUUCACGGCUUUGAGGAUGGGAGUCAAGAACAAAGGCUCUCCUUCAAGCCCAAAGAAGUUCCCACAGGGGAAUGGAACCCAAACAAUCCCCACCCUGUCUGACGGAGUUGUGCUGGUGAAUCAGGAACAAGCAGCGCUGGUCGCUGCUGAUGUACUGUCCUCGCACAAUCACCACCAGGGAGCCAGCGGCCCCGAGGGGGAUGGCUCUGUGUCACCUAUGUCACCCACACCGCUCUGUGAUGCGAACCACUCCCCUUCCUCGACAAAGCGUUACUAUGAGGCUUCUCCCAUGUAUAGUGAGGAAUCUCGGCCUGACGACGUGUGGCAGCGCAGGGAGCAGUUCGUCGCAUCUGGUCGCUCACAAGAAGUGAACUCUGAAGAGUUGGUCGAAUACGAUGCAACCACCACAGGAAACACUAUGCUUAGGUCAGAGUUGCGAGAGAGGAGGGCGAAAAAACUCAGCCAGUCCUCCAGUCAGCAAGAUGGUGAGCUUGUGAACGGUGCUCAGAGAAGUGAUGCACAAAACUCUGUGGACAGUAAGGCAGUAACAAACGGCUCGUCAGACUCUGUCAAUGGAACAUCCUCUGCUGCUGGUUCUCAGAGUUCUAACAGUUCCAUUGCUGAGUUAAGAGACGGAAUUGAAGGGGACACCCGCAGGUAUCGGAACCCACUUCGGCAAGCUCAGUCGGAGGUUCUUUUACCCAGUGAAAUGCAGAGGAAAAUGUCUCUGGCCGAUGUCAAGGAGAAAGGAUACGCUUGGCUGGAGGAGGAACUCACCAAGGCUCAAAGGGCAUUAGAACUGAAAGACGAAGAAGUGGAUGAACUGAGAGGGAUACGGGAAAGACUGAUGAAGGAAGUCAGCGACUUUACAGCCUCCCUGUUUGAGGAAGUGAAUGCUCAACUGAAUGAGGCUGCUCUCAAUGAACAGCAUGCCAAGAAACAACUUCAGGAAGCAAACACAAAGAUCGAAAUGUUGUCGGCAGAGGUGACUGCCCUGAAGGAUUUGGUGCUUACCUCCACACCUGCCAGUCCCAACAAGCACCUGCACCCGCAGAUCGACACGCAGAAAAAGGAGAAGGGAAGUAAGCCAUUCUGGAAGACGCACCGACGCUCCACCAGCCAUCACCAGUUUACCAAGGACUCCAGGGAGAAGGCAGAGGCCAACCAGCACCACUCUCACCUCAAGGAGAUGGACAAUAAUGCAUUUGAUGAGUUUGCGAGGUGGAGACUUCAGCCCAAUAUGGAUUUCUCCUGCCAGUUUUUGAACCGUGUCCAUGAAGAGGACAUUACACCCUGUCUCAACUUUAAAAAUACUCGGCUUGCAGAGAGACUGCUGGAGAGUGUGAGGAACAACAGCCUGUCUAUCGAGCCUAUCCCAGGGGACCACUCUUUUCCCCGAAAAUGUUCCUUGUCAGAAACCCACAAACUGUGCAACUUCAAGAUCAGGUUUGAGGGAGACGACGAGUGGCAUUCUAUAUCUCAGAUGUCUCGCAAUAGGAUAGCUGCUGUGUGUGACUUCUAUGCUUACACUCGCUACAUAGUUCAAGGGCUGGUGAAGAGCUCAGAUAAGGACAUGUUUGUAGAGGUUGUGAGACUGAGGAAUCAGAUGGCUCAAGCUCGCCUUGGUGUGAUCUAACUGGCUGCUCCUGAGUCUUCACCUCUGACUUUCCUCCAUUCACUGUUCCUCCCUGGGUAUUGAUGGAGAAUUUUUUACUUCUGGGGACCAAAAGAUUUGAUGGGCACCAUAUAUUUUGAGUAUUGUUUAAAUAUGAGGAAGGUGGGGGGGGG